UUAUAGUGCGCGUCUGAACUGAACUAAUUUGAAACACGUUUAAUGGCUUCCAGUAGAACCUGUUUUUCUACGUUAGAUUUUUAUUUGCACGUACAAUCUUUUAUAAGCUAAUGGGUCACAUUUAGAGUGUUGUCUCUGUCCCAUACUGAUGAGUUUGACUCUGGGGCAUUGGAGAAGUUUAUAAGUUUAUACACACGUGUCAAUACUGAUCUACUCUACAGCAGCCAGCAUGGCCUGCACACCAUUUAUUCUUGACGGUGGAAUAUCAACAGAGUUGGAGGAAAGAGGAUUUCACAUUCAGGGAGAUCCUUUAUGGAGUGCAAGAAUUUUGUAUACAAAUCCAAAUGCUGUUAAGGAUGCACAUUACAGCUUUCUUCAGAGUGGAUCUGAUGUAAUCACAACAGCCACAUACCAAGCUAGUAUUGAAGGAUUCACUAAGCAUCUUGGUUUUAAACCUGAGGAGGCUGAGGACCUAAUGAUGUCAGGGGUCCGAUUAGCUAGAGAGUCAGUAGCAGACUUCAUGGCCAGCACCUGUUUUACAGCAGACAGAAAAGUGCCUUUGGUGGCAGGUUCAAUUGGACCUUUCGGGGCUUUUUUGCAUGACGGUUCAGAGUACACAGGAGUCUAUGCAAGCAGCAUGAGUGUAGAGGAGCUGAAGAAUUGGCAUCGGCCACAGAUUCGCUGCUUAGUGGCUGCAGGAGUUGAUCUACUUGCAUUGGAGACCAUACCGAGUCUUAAGGAGGCAGAAGCCUUGGUGGAGCUGCUGAGGGAGUUUCCUGAUGCUAAAGCCUGGCUCUCCUUUUCCUGCAAGGAUACCCAGAGUAUUUCGGAUGGUAACGCGUUUGCCAAGGCUGUUCAGGUGACCAGUAACUCCCCUCAGCUGGUGGCUGUUGGGGUAAACUGUUCUCCACCUGCUCUAGUGAAACCUCUUCUCGAAUCAGCCAAGUCACACAAGGCACCCGACAUGAACUGGGUGGUCUAUCCGAACAGUGGAGAAGGCUGGGAUCAUAUCACAGGAUGGAGAAGAGACAAAACGAUUCCAUUUACAGAGCUAAGUGUCGAGUGGAAAGAACAAGGAGCUUUGUGGAUUGGAGGCUGUUGCCGUAUCAGUCCUGCUGACAUUGCACAGUUAAAAAGUCGUUUAACCCAGCCACAAAAGUCACAAAGUUAAGACCCCCCCCCCACACACACACACACCAUCAUCAUCAUCACCACCACCACAUUGAUCAGUGGACCACUAUUUUUUACAAGAAAUUGUAUAAAUAUUUAUUAAGAAAUAAAAGUGACCACCUAU
Molecule: messenger RNA, 1294 nt
Organism: Ictalurus punctatus (channel catfish)
Lineage: Eukaryota; Metazoa; Chordata; Actinopteri; Siluriformes; Ictaluridae
Product: homocysteine S-methyltransferase
Exons: 8
Coding region: 230-1171 (313 amino acids)
Biological process (GO): S-methylmethionine cycle
Molecular function (GO): zinc ion binding; S-adenosylmethionine-homocysteine S-methyltransferase activity
Source: RefSeq, a predicted model, not a curated record